Molecule: messenger RNA, 1009 nt
Organism: Parasteatoda tepidariorum (common house spider)
Lineage: Eukaryota; Metazoa; Arthropoda; Arachnida; Araneae; Theridiidae
Source: RefSeq, a predicted model, not a curated record
AUGUUCGCUCUGGUAAAAUUCUGCUGCGAUAAGCAAACAUCUGUUGUUCCAGUAGAUUUCAUUAAAGAUUUUAGAUGUCCAUUUGAUUUUGAUGAGAUCUUUGAUAUCUUCUGGAGCCCAUCACAAGAUGAUACCCCUGAGUCUCUGUUGAGGAAACAGGGAAAAAUCCUCACGUUGGAUGAUGUUGUUGAGGAUAAAAAAAGUAGAAGGAGAAAUUCUCCAUUGCCUGGAUACUACAAAGGUUGGGUACUCCAGGUAGCUGUGAAUGAGGAACAGCUUGCAGCGAAAUUAGAAGCGAAGGAAAAUAGAAAGCAUAUCACUGCAGAUAAAGAAGGGCCUUCAUCAAAAGCGAAUAAGAAGGGAAAGAAGACUUUAAUUCGUCAAGGAAUGAAGAAAAGUCUGACUGAGUUGCCAUUCCCGGAGCUAAACUCAGACACUGAUGAAGAUGACUCAGUCAUCCCAAUGAAAAUCCAUAAGGACACGGUGGCUGAGUAUGAAAAAAAAAUAAGAAAGUUGAAAGCUUCCAAUUCUUCAUUACAGAAUAAGUUGGAAGUAACACAAAAACAUUUAGAGGAAGUAUUGGCGUUAAACAUUUCGUACCAACAAAAGUUUCUCGGAGGAUUAAGCCCUGAAGGCUUAAAUGUGUCUAAACAUUCAGCACCUCUAGCCGAGCCAUCGUCAUCUGAAUUUAAACCAUCAGCCGAAACCUGCAGCCUCCAAUUUCAACCACAGGCAUCGCCUUCUAAGCCUGCAGAAAUUAAGUCAACAAUGGAAGUUGAAGAAUUAGAAAUGGAUAAUUUAAAACCAACGGAAGAUAUGAUGGCUAAGGCGAAAUUUAGAGUGAAGGAUGGUGUUGCUGGGGACAGCAUGUAUGUAAAAAAUUUAGCCAUCAUGCUAUUUGAUGUGGAAACGCUGGCACGUUCAAGUGUGACUGGCCACAAAAGCAAUGCUUCAAAAAAUGCAACAGUAAAGCCAGCGUUAGACCCCAAAAAGUUGGCCUACUUAAGAA